AGUUCCUGCCGCGCAGCGCCCGCAGCAGGGCCCCGCGACACGUGCGUCUCCUGGCGGCGCGCCGACGCGACGCCUCGCAGCUGCGGCCAACAGAGUGGGGUCCUACGCUGUGCCGCUGCGGUGGUGUCUGCUGGUUUGCUUUGGGUCGACCAUCGCCUAUCUCAAGUCCACGACUGAGCGAUCCAGGAUUUCUAUUUAAACAACGCUACCGAGGGCGGCAGGGGGCGGGCUGCAGGCCGUCUUCGCGCCAGAGACAGCGACAUGAGCGGCGCCGCGACGCCCGCCGCCAGAUGACGCCGGGGGGCGCUCCAUGGCGCAGUGGCUGAGCGAGAUGCGGCCAGGGGCCCCCAGCCGGUGGCCGCCGCCCCGCCGGCCGGCGCUGCUGCCGCUGCCGCUGCUGCUGCUGCUGCUGCUGCCACUGUGGGUGGGGCCCGCGCCGUCGCUGGCCCACGAGGUGGCGCCCUGCUCCUUCAACACGAUGUGCUCCUGCAAGUUCGGCAGCCACACCGACGUGCCCACCGUCCGCUUCAGCGCGCCGCCCUCGCUGCACGGUCUGCGCGACAUCACCUGCGUCGGCGUUCCCUUCUCCACCAUGCCAGAGCUGCCCGCGGGCAGCACCAUCUCGCAUGUGGAUGUGGUGGGCUCCGGGCUGGGCGUGCUGGAGGCGGACGCCCUCGGCGGCGCCCGCGUCGAGUCGCUGCGCCUCAUGAGCAACAGCCUGCUCGCCGUCGCGCCCAGGGCCUUCUCGUCGUCAGAGGAGGCCCUGAAAUCUGUGGACCUGAGCUACAACGAGCUUGAUGAGGUGCCGUUCGAGGCUCUGCAGUCGCUGGAAAAUCUCGACUGGCUAAAUCUACACAGCAACCAGAUAGCGUCGCUGGAGGGCGACUGGCGCAAGACGUGCGGCUCGCUGACCAACAUGUUCGUGGGCGAGAACCAGCUGACGGAGCUGCCGGCGCCGCCGCAGCAGUCGCAGGACGGCACCUCGCCGCCCGGCGGGCCGCGCCGCUCCUCCCUGCGCGACUGCAGCAAGCUGACGUGGCUCAACGUGGACUCGAACCGGCUGCGCGCGCUGGAGGGCGGCGCGCUGCCGCCGUCGCUGCACACGCUCAGCGCCUCGCACAACCUGCUCACCGCCUUCCCCGGCGCCGCGCUCGACGCCCUGCCCGGCCUCUCGUGGCUCUACCUGCGCGACAACUACAUCACCCAGCUGCCGGCGUCCGGGCUGCGGCCGCGCAGACACCGGCUCGAGCAGCUGGACCUGGGCGACAACCGCAUCGCCAGCCUGCCCAGUAACCUGUUCAACGGCUCGCUGCAGGUGCGCGAUCUCAACCUGGACCGCAACCUGCUGCGCGGGCUGCCGGCGCAGGCGUUCCGCGGCACGAGCGCGGGCCGGCUGUUCCUCUCGAGGAACCGGCUGCACAGCCGACACAUCGACCAGCGCGCCUUCAGCGGGCUGGCGCACUCGCUCGAGGCUCUCGACCUCGAGCACAACCUGCUGCGGGAGGUGCCCCGCGCCAUAGCGCACCUCAAGAAGCUCAAGUUCCUCUACCUGCCGUCCAACAACAUCAGUGACGUGCACCCACGGACACUGCCUGCAUCGCUACGGGUGCUGUCGCUAGAAGGCAACCGCCUGUCACGCAUCCCGAGCGUGGCGCUGCGCAACUGCACGCGGCUGCUGCACCUCAACGUCGGCUACAACCGCAUCGACGAGGUGCGCGCCGAGGACUUCGAGGACUGGGCGACCUCGCUCGAGACGCUGCUGCUGCGCAACAACCGCAUCGCCGCGCUCUCAGAGCACGCAUUCGCGCACGCUCCGCGCCUGCGCGAGCUGAGCCUCUCCUUCAACAAGCUGGGCCACCUGCACCCGGAGGCCCUCGCCAACCUCGCCGACAGCCUCGAGAGCCUAGAGGUCAGCUUCGGGUUGGACCGCGAGGACUUCCCCGCCGAGUUCUUGAGGCCACUGAGGGCGCUCGCCUGGUUGGCGCUCGACAACAACGAGCUGCGCACGGUGGGGCAGACCGACCUGCACCCACUCUCCCAGCUGCAGUACCUCAACCUCGAGUCCAACAAGCUGACGCGCCUUCCGCCAGGGUUCUUCCACCCUGAGAUGCACCCGCACCUGCGCGACGUGCGGCUGUCGUACAACCUGCUGGAGGCGCUGGAGGAGGACACGCUGUGGGGGCUGCCGGAGCUGCGCACGGCGGUGCUGACCGGCAACCGGCUGCGCGCGCUGGCGGGCGGCGCGGUGCGCGACCUGCCCGCGCUGCUCACGCUCAUGCUGGCCGACAACCGGCUGGCGGCGCUGGCGCCCGCCGCGCUGUCCCACCUGCCGGCGCUCUCCAGGCUAGACCUGCAGCACAACCGGCUCAAGGAGCUGUCGCUGUCCGCCUUCCACAACGUCACCGCGCCCGCCACGCACAUGGCGCUCAACCUGUCGUACAACGCGCUGGCCGCGCUGCACGCCGCCGACGGCGAUCUGGAGAUGUACGUGCGGGUACUCGACCUCUCCCAUAACCUGCUCUCUGAGAUCCCGGUGAACUUCCUGCGCCGGCUGUCGGGCUCGCUGCGGCGCCUGCACCUGGGCUACAACCGGCUGUCUCGGCUGGAGGCACGCGCGCUGGGGCCCCUGCCACACCUGGAGGAGCUGUCGCUGCCGCACAACGGCAUCGUCUCGCUGCGCACGCAGGCGUUCGCUGGGGCCGGCGGCUCGCUGCAGCUGCUGGACCUGUCGCACAACCACGUGGAGACGCUGCAGCUGCGCCAGUUCCACGGGCUGCCGCACCUGCGCGUGCUCGACCUGUCGCACAACCACAUCCGGUCGGUGCCACGCGACGCCUUCCGAGACACUCAGCUGGAGCGGCUUGAUCUGUCGCACAACCAGCUGGUCGUGAUGCCCGGCAGUUCCCUGGCCGAGGUCGGCGCCACCCUGCGCCGCCUGCAACUGUCGCACAACCAACUAGAGCACCUGGACAGCAGCAUGUUCCUUGAGACGCCACACUUGCUUCAACUGCACAUCGCCCACAACAAGCUCACCAUCCUCCCGGACAACGUUUUCUCCAGUGUGGAUGGCCUGUCGGACUUGGACCUUUCGGGCAACCCGUUACGUGCGAACUUCAAGGAACUCUUUCAUUAUGUGCAACGACUGCAUACUCUCAGCCUCGCCAACACGGGACUCAGACUAUUUCCUCCUCUUCCCCUACCUCAUCUAGUGCGUCUGAACCUCAGUGACAAUCUUAUCGGCGAUGGUGACGGGAAUGCGCAUUUAGAUUCCACAUCGUCGAGAGACCUCUCUCGGUUGCGGUACCUGACUCUCUCUGGCAACCGGUUAGGAAACGUACCUGCUCAUAUUUGGCCCAUGACACCUCUUCUGCGUGAAUUAGACCUUACAAGGAAUCCAAUAAAGGUGUUGACGCGGGACAGUUUCUCGGGCCUUUCGCGCCUCACCUUCCUCAACCUGGAGGACCUGCCGGACGUGGAGCGCUUCGAGCUGGACUGCUUCGCGGGACUGCCGCAGCUGGCGACGCUGCGCAUCCAGACGUGGCCGCGCGCCGACAAGUACCGGCUGCGGCUGGGCGGCGCGCUGUCGGCGGUGUGGCCGCUGCGCGAGCUGUCGGUGCGCGUGCAGGAGGCGGCGCUGGCCGACCAGCUGCAGGGCGCCUUCAGCCACGCCAAGCUGCGCCGCCUGGAGCUCAGCGGCUGCGCGCUGCGCGCCGUCGCGCCAGACGCUCUGGACGGGCUGGCCGACAGCUCGCACGAGCUGCAGCUGCACCUGCGCCACACGUCGCUGGACGAGCUGCCGGCCGGGCUCGUGGCGGGGCUGGCCGCGCACGUGUCCCACCUCGCGCUCGACCUGCGCGACAACCGCUUCGCCUCCAUCUCGCCCUCCGACCUCUACCCUAACGGGUCACUCUGGGAGAGCGUCGGGACCAAGCCCUUUCCAGGUGGCCUGUUGCUGUCAGGGAACCCGUGGACGUGUGACUGCGGCCUGGUGUGGCUGGGCCACUGGCUGCGGCGCUGGCUGCGCGAGACGCUGCAGAUCCACACGGUGGUGGUGGAGGGCGCGCAGCAGCUGAGCGCGGCGGCGCGCGAGGCCACUUGCUGGGACGCAGCGGCCAGCCGACAGGUGGCGCUGCUGCAGCUGCGCGCGCCCGACCUGGCGUGCCACCCCAGCGCGCUCAGCCACGGCGGCGCCGCGCCCCGGUCGCGGGCGUCGCUGCUGCUCGCCCUGGCGCCACUCGUCCUCACCGCCAGGGGCGCUCUGGCGGCGUAGUCUGCACCCGCAGCGCCCUGGGCAGGCGGGUGCGCCACCAUUCUGCAGAUACCACGGCGGACCGCGUUAGCGUACCAGCUGCGAAUCUCCGACAUUAGCAGUUGUAAAGUCCAGUGAGAUCCGUCGAUAGCUGUAUUCUGCAAUCAAAGUGUGACUGUAGAGUGUUAAACGGCUAUAACCUCUCAUUCGAAACUUAUGAGUACUAAUUGUGUCAGUGAGUACUCGAACUACUUAAUGAAAUACUUCGCGUAACAACUAUUUCUCGUCGAUAUAGUUUCGUUGCUCGAUUUCUGUUUCCGAGACAUGAAACCGCUUCAGCCUGCUAUGGUUGAUGCUUAAAAGACUCCGUGAUACAAAUACUGAAUUCUGUUUGUAAUAUAUCGAUACCAAGGUAUAGUUAUCAACUGUUUGUAAAGGGAGCAGAUUAGGUGUUGUCGUGUUCUGUCAACAGACACGUGUGACACACACGGUGAUUUCGGGUUGUGAACUACGAAAGAAGGAAAACCGAAAACUGAGGAAAAUAGUGAGUACUGCAUUUUCUCUGUUAGAAUCCUAGUACAGCUUCAAUGGACUUGAAAUAAUAGCCAACCAGUUGCAAAGUAGAGGUUUAUUAUACCUUGACCAUGGUUUCGACAGUUUUAAAAGUCUUCUUCAAAAGGUAUCGUACACAGACUCAUAUUUUAUCUCCAUCAAAUAUGGGAGUCGUCGUCUCUGUCUUAUACAUGUGUGUUUCAUCCACUUAAUCUCUACUGUAGACACGUAAAAUUACAAUUCCCGUACAAGACAGUGUCAGUGACUAAGACGUUGGAUACAGAGAAUAUUUGAUUCUACGUGCAAUACCUUAUGAAGAAGACAGUUCUCAAACUGAUAAAACCGAAGGCAAGUUUUAAUAAAUCUGAAUUUUGCAACUGGUUGGCUGUUAUUUCCAUUUCGUUGAAGCUCUUGCAUUUACAGUUGCCGAAGCGCGCCCAUGUUUCAAAUCAUAGGAUGCUAGAACUAUAACCCAUCUCAUGGCGGGUGUUCUACCGUAUACUACCUGCUAUUAAUUGUUUUACCUGCUGGAAAACUGUCUCAGAUAUAGAAAGGAAUAACGAUUGAGGCCUUGAACGAGGAACACAAAUUUCAUUUGGACAGCAAUUAGGUAGGAAAUCGAGAUGGGCCAUUUCGAAGGCAGCACACUACCAUUCGCCUUAACUGAUUUGAUAAAAUCACUCUAAGUCUACAUAUCGACCGACGGAUGCGUGUGUCAGCCACGACACUUUCCUUUUCUGAAUUCGUUGUCUCCCACUAUUAGUCCUCAGUCGAUACACAACUGUCGUUUUCCCUGCAGUACUACUACGUGUAUAUUAAACAGCAGUCGAGAGCUGUAAAAUAAAUAAAUAAAUGAAUAAAAUAAAAUAAAAUAAAGCAGUCCCUUGAAAUGAAAGGGUAGGAGCAGGCUAAAGUAUGAAGACGAAGUAUGCGGUGCAAGUUCCGACCGAUUUUCUAACCUGUACGUGUUAUGGGGCGGACUCUGCUACGCAUCAGCUGUUCUUGCCGGCCUCAAUAUUUUGCACGUUACGGACCUCCCGUUGCGAAAGCUUUCUGAUCGAUAAUUUAAUAGCGUCAUUUUAGUAAGCUGUUUUGUUUAAUUGACUGGUGUUAAGAAAGUGUACUCUCCCCGUGAAAAAUUAACGUUGCUUCAACAAUUCGGCAUAUUAAGCAGUUAAAAAGAUCAAUCAAUGGAAAGUCCCUGACGACUCUAUAAGUUGAUUAUUCUGAUACGAGGAUUGUAAUGAAACUAGUGGUAAAUUUUUUGGACAAAAAUGUUCAAAUGUGUUUGAAAUCUUAUGGGACUUAACUGCUAAGGUAUUCAGUCCCUAAGCUUACACGCUACUGAACCUAAAUUAUCCUAAGGACAAACACACACACACCCACGCCCGAGGGAGAACUCGAACAUCCGCCGGGACCAGCCGCACAGUCCAUGACUGCCGCGCCUUAGACCGCUCGGCUAAUCCUACGAGGCAUUUUGGGACAUGUUAAGUCUGUUGCACAGAGUGACUUGCUGAUAAGUAUAUUGGAAGCUCUACCCAUACAAUAAAUUACUAAUCCCUUUACCUGACGGUACCUGUCGCAAACCUUGUUCGAUGUGUUUGAAGGCUUAUAAGCAUUAGAGAUGUACACGUUACGCGGGACUUCUUACACAAACACAACAAAACCUAAUACCUACUUUCAUACUUUACAGUCACAGAAACAAACAUUUCUUUCACUUUCAUCGUAGUAUUAAAUUCCCCAGUUUAUGGUGAACAUAUACUAGCACACUAAAAACGAGAUAAUCCAGACUGGUCGAGACUUAUAUUGCAAGUAAAAAUGUGUAGCUGCGAAUGAAGAACACAUGACAAUUGUUUUCAAUAUCAGUACAGUUACAGGGAGUAAAUUGUCUGCCAAAUUAUUAUUAUGUUUUUCUAUUCAGUAUUUAGCAGUGCAUUCGUUUUUUGAUCUUAUUGUGCACUCUUUCUUGAUGUAAAGACCAUAUGGCUGUUAAGUAACGUUUAGGGGACGCACAUACAUCCGACAUAUCAUUAAAAUUAGAUGUCUUCUUAAAGACUUGCAUCACGGAACAUAUCUGCGAUUUUUGUCUAACAUAGCUAUAAGAAACAGUGUAUUUGAAGGCAAUGUUUUGUUGUGAAUACAAGAUUCAGAGCGCUGUCAUUUUCGGAUCAGCUUUUCGAUCCAUCAUUCCUUUUAGGGUCACAGUUCAUUGUAACAGUAUUUCCGUUACAGUAGUCAGGUCAACAAAAUAUGUUGUUGGGUGUGUUGAUCUCAUACUGGAACACACCAUUUUUAAUGUAAAUUAUGUUAGGAGGUAGAAACUGGUGCUACAAAUGUUUAUUUUUAGAUCUGUAAUCACUGCGUUUUACGGCUACUGUUGUUUGAGUGGGAACGUUUUUACAGGUUAUUGGGUCCAGUCCAUGUAUUGCUACCUGUGCGAAUCAUCCAGUAACAAAACUUAACUAUGAUCGGUAGUGUUUGUGUUAUUUGAUACAUCAAAACAACGUAUCGGAAUAUUUAGUUAUAGUAGUUGCACUUUGCAGUUCGGAACAGUAAAACUAGUUUGAAGAUGUUAAUAGCAAUCUUUGUGACACUGUGAAUUUGGAGGAUAUUGGCACCAAUGGCUGAGUGCCAUUUUUUCCCUCACGCGUCAGGAGACCUGAUUCGUAUGUCCAUUUAUUUUCCAUUAGUUUGCUCCUGUGACUGGGUGUAUUUGGAGAGCCACGAAAAACCUAAAUCAGGAUGAUCGGACGUUGGAUUUCAACACCGAUUGUCAAGAACACAAAAUUGAAGGAAGUGAGUUUCGGUCAGUGAGUUACCCAUAGCGGCACAUAUGUCGACAAACCUGUAGCAGAUUAUACCACUUAUUGUGAUGCGCGUAAAAAUUCUGGAAGUGUUAAGUAAGAAUUAGAGGAUCUUCGACAUCAUCCAUAGUUAUUUGUGUGGAGGAUGUUAUUUCGAUGUCGAAUGGUAGCAAAAGUUAUGAUCCAAUUCCUAAUGCCAUUAUUUUACAUGUGUGUAACUUCAUCCAAAAUUAACAUUAACAUCUACGAAGCAGCUGGCUGUGCAACCAAGCACUGGAAAUGGUGUGCAUUCGAUUUAUAUGGUGAUUAAUUGUGACUAACGUAAAGGCUAGGUGUUACAAGCUCUACCGUUUGAGGAUCCGUGUAAACUGUGCAUUCAACUCAGAAAACAACUAUAAAAUUUCUUCGGAACCAACACUGCGGCAACUGCACAUUCUUGGCAAAGCUUAUAUUUAUCUCUGAAGUCAGACUAUGUUUAGUGGAAAUGAAACAGAUUGUUACUCAGCUGUGUACAGCAUAGUGUACAGAACUGCCUUCUUCUUUCUAAAGCUGCUUAAUAGUUUGUAACUCAUUUUUCUUUAUUUUAAAUCAGUCUGUAUAACCAUUCCAUUAGAUAAUCCGAAACGGUAUACCUCCUUCGUACUACAUGUAUUUAGUGUUGUGUGACGUAGUAGAAUACUAUAGAGUGCACACCUGUGAAAUUAAAGACGCUGAUGGCUACCAGGAGGAUUGCUACCAUUGAAGUCAACAGUGAAUGUUAAUCGAAGCUUCGAAGCAUAUUCUGCCUAAUCUGCAAGCGACGCAGUGAUAAUCCAAUGAAUCAGGGUCAACUCGAAAUGAACUCAAUUGAAAACAAUUAUAAUUUGUACUUACUGCGUAUUGGGUGUUUCUAACAUGAAAUUAUCCGUCAUAAACGUCAAUGUGAGCCGUUCACUUACGACGCAGCACUGGGCACUGUUGCAGCAGUUCCUAUCUAGAGAUCAAUAGAGUGAUGAGUCUCCCAGCCAAAUUUAGUAUGUGGCUGAACGUUACUGUUGUUAAAACUGGAAAACGUGCUCAAAUGUAUCACAAUGUGCCAAUGAGAGGUAUGUUUUCUCUUUCGCAGAGAGCCAAACUUGAGUAUUUUUUAUAUUUUUUCAAUACCUUUGUUUAGUGGGACCGAUUUCAUUUUCCAUAUCUAACUGUCGUGUUGGUGAAUUUGAGAAUAAGCUUACAGAGAUGUUGUAGUGUGAGUGUGUUAUAAUUUCUGUCGUUGCACUAUGUGUUUACUUCUACUGCAUUUUCAUCUCUCUUGUACUUACGACUGUAAAAUAAAGAUCGCAAUUUUAAGAAUUUGUUACGUAUAUGAAAGAAGGAUGCUGCUAUACACGAUUUUCAACCGUGAAUACGAACAUGUUAGUUUCCGUCCUCACCACUGUCGAGAGAUCUCACAUUUUAUGCAAACGAAUAUAGUUGAUUAUGAACUUAACGAUCCGUUUCCCGCAGUCAGAGCCGAGAGCGAAAUAUCAGUUGCGAUCUUUACCAAAGUGCCUUAUGUAUCACUUCAGAUGUAUAUUGCAUUGUUAUUCUCUAUCUUUGUAUAUUUAAUAUACAUGUAAAGCUCACUUCUGAAGACUUCGUACCGCACUAAAUGUAAAAAUUGAGACACGUAGUCUUCAGUAUUCAAAUAAAGAGUCGAAAGCACGGAGAUAUAA
Schistocerca gregaria is the source of this 9299-nucleotide messenger RNA. Its product is annotated as chaoptin-like. The transcript has 14 exons. The record is from RefSeq and is a predicted model, not a curated record. Bases 311 to 4270 code for a protein of 1319 amino acids. Gene Ontology annotation, cellular component: extracellular matrix. Gene Ontology annotation, molecular function: protein binding. NCBI's taxonomy places the organism in Eukaryota, Metazoa, Arthropoda, Insecta, Orthoptera, Acrididae.